GCUUUUGAUUUCAAGGCUCAUUGUAUUAGACGUUUGAGUUGAAAAUGAAAGUAUUAUAAUUUUAUUUUGCUCUAGGUUCUAAAAUUGGAAUAAAAAUAAUAUAGACAGUCAAGCCCGAAAUUAUUCAUACCCCUGGCAAAUUCUGAAUUAGUUACUUUUUUCAACCAGCAAGUUUUUUCUUGAUUAGAAAUGACACAGGAGGCAUCAUUGUGCUCACACAAGCUCGAUUGGACUUUGCAAAUGCUCAUCUGGACAAAGAAGACGACUUCUGGUUUCAUUUGGCGUAAAAAAAGCUUUCAUUUGGCGUAAAAAAAUAAGUCUUCAACCCUAAGAACACCAUCCCCACUGUCAAACAUGGUGGUGGAAACCUAAUGUUUUGGGGUGUUUUUCAACCUAAUCACAGUAAAUGGCACCAUGAAAAAGGAGAAAUACAUCAAAAUUCUCAAGAACAACAUCAGGCAGUCUGCAGAGAAACUUGGCCUUGGGCACCAGUGGACAUUUCAGCACGACAACGACCCAAAGCACACAGCAAAAGUGGUGAAGAAAUGGUUAGCAGACAAAAACAUUAACCUUUUUCAGUGGCCCAGCCAGAGUCCUGACUUAAAUCCGAUUGAGAAUCUGCGAAGGGAGCUAAAGAUCAGGGUGAUGGCAAGGAGACCAAGGAGGACAAAAAUACCAGUGGAGACGUGCAAAAAGCUGCAACCAGGCAUUGGUGGAGAAGUGACUCCGCAUCAGGAUGCGACCUUCCUGUAUACGGAGCCUUUGGGCCAAGUGAUGGGAGUGUGGAUCGCUCUAGAAGACGCAACCCUCGAUAAUGGCUGUUUGUGGUUCAUACCAGGCUCACACAGGAAUGGAAUCACCAGGCGGAUGGUACGAGCCCCAAAAGGAACAUUCCCUUUGACUGACUUCAUUGGUCGAGAACAAAUUUACAAUGACUGUCUCUUCGCACCAGCACCUGUCAAGAAAGGGGGUUUGGUUCUAAUCCAUGGUGAAGUGGUCCACCGAAGCGCCGCCAACACCUCAGACUCAUCACGUCACGUUUACGCCUUCCACGUCAUGGAAUCCGAGAACACGUGCUGGAGCCCUGAGAACUGGCUACAGCCGACCGAGGAGCUUCCAUUCCCGUCGCUCUACACCUAAUGCUCCAAGCACCUGCUUUGUUCUAAUCACCCAGUUAAUUACAAGUCUUAAAAAAAAAAAAAUCAUUGAUUUUGGAACAUUUAACUGUCUAUGUACGUAAUUUAGCAUUUUAAUGAUUUUUAGGCUAUAUUUCCAUAUUUGCAUAAACAAACCAGAAUAUUCUUAGACAUGUUUUAAUUAUUUUAUUAAUAUCAUCACUAUGCAUGAUGUUAAUCAAUAAAUAUAAUAACGUUCUAUACCUUAAAAACCCUGUUAUACGUUUUGGAUUUUUAUUUUUCAUUUCAGUGAUUUUGGAAACUUUGGAUUUUAUUAGGUUAAAUGGAAUUAAGAAAUGAAUCUGGUUUUAAGUCCCUGUACAAAUGCACAUAUAAAGACAUAAUCUAUAUUUCAUGUAUCAAAAACUGCAUAGAUAAAGUCUUUACAUGCCUGUUAAAAUGGCUGGUUUUGUUUUUGUAAUGUAUCAAUAAGAUUGAAUGUGAUUGGCUCGUUCUGAACACAUCCACAUCCCUAAUUAUAAAAGAGUGUGUACAAUAAUGCAGCCAGGUUAGAGCAAACUGUUUAAUUUUUCCACUUGUCCCUUAAAGAAUUGUGAUUAUCUUGGUUUAAUAGUUUUUCUAUGUUAUUUAAUAGGAGUGUGGUAUAUUUUUAUAUCCAUUGUAACAUUACAUGAAAUAGAAGAGAACUCAACUUUAUGCCCUCUAGUGGCUGACCGGAAAACUGCUAUUGCAACCACCUCUACUUUGUUUUGCUGUUACUUGUUCUGCCAAGAACAGACACUUGACUAAAAGAGCUUUUUACUAAAAGAGCAGAAACAGAGCUACUUUUAGAUUAUUUUGUCAUGCUUUCUUUUCUUAAUUUUGUCUACAAACUCCCAACUGUAUCGUAAUUAUUUAUUCAUAAAUAAACAAAUCGUCACAUUAGCUAUUUACAGCCUUCUACUUACCAGAAUGACUGUAUCGGUAACGAUCAAACUCAUUUGACAUUCUUAAUGCUGCAAAUCAAUAUCAAUGAUAAAAGACCUAAAAAUUUCAAUGAAUCGUUUAUACAAUAACAUGCAAAUGAGCACAAGGAACAUAGCAACUCUUUAUUUGAAAAAUGUCAAGAAUACACACACAACUGUAAUUGAAACACCACAUUGUUUUAUAAAUUAACAUUCAGAAAUAAAAAUGUCACUUAAAAAUAUCAGCUCUUCGCUAAGAAAAUUGCUGGAAAUCAGUGUGGAGUUUGUGCAACAAUCCUGAUGUUUUUCCAAGAGUCUCGGUCUCAGAAAGCUGAUAGUUUUUGUUCUUUUAUAACAACAUUUGGUGUAAAUCUUCUCACAUACUCUCUAAUCAGGUGCUGACUGACUGCAAGCACAAUGCAGGUGAAAGUCAUUUUUCUCAAAAACAAAUUAUUCUAAUAAAAUGCAAUGGUGUCAUGUGA
Molecule: messenger RNA, 2562 nt
Organism: Tachysurus fulvidraco (yellow catfish)
Lineage: Eukaryota; Metazoa; Chordata; Actinopteri; Siluriformes; Bagridae
Gene: phyhd1
Product: phytanoyl-CoA dioxygenase domain containing 1
Exons: 6
Coding region: 415-1140 (241 amino acids)
Molecular function (GO): nucleic acid binding
Source: RefSeq, a predicted model, not a curated record